AUGAGAAUCAGAACAAAUCUUGGUACAAAUCGCUCAAGAGCAUUGAAAAAGUGCAAGGUGAUCUGGGGCUUCAUGUUGGAAAACACCUUAUUCACGGAAUUCCAAGAGGAGAAUCAUGACAAGAUUGAAGCAGCUUACAGUCAACGAAAAAAAAGAAGCACAAGCUAUUACAUUGAAGUGGAAGACACUAAUUUACCAAAACCUUACAAAGCAAGAGUCUACUUUGGUGUUGCUCGCAUGCAUCUUCGUAUGCCAGGCACUCGUUACUAUGUAGAACGACAUGUCAUUACGCCACCAUUGCCUUCGCCCUGUUCAGCAACAUCUCUGACUGGUUCAGACAUAUCAUGCUCAUCACCUCUUCCAAUGACACCAGUCUGUAUGCCAUCUCCUCUGUCUACCGCUUCUACCACUACCAAUACCACCACAAAUUCCAACGGUAGUUGUUCUUCGCAUUCUGAUUUGUUAUAUCCUCCACUUGACCCCACUCUGGCAGCUCUCUUUUCCGAGGAUUUGAUUCUUCCUAUCUUAAAUGUUGCCAUCUCUGGUCAAAAUGCUAGUAUGGAUCAACAGUUUUUUACACCUAUUGGCAUCGAAAAUGUAAGAACCGGCGAUAUUGAGACAGUAUUUGGCAAUUCCCUGACUUCUAGUGGUUUCAACAGCAACAAGGGUUGGAAUCAAAUCAACGAAGGGACUCAAGCAUAUAACAAUUUUAGCUACGCAAAUAUGAACAAUUUUAGCAAAGAUAUGGAUAUGGUCUCUUCUUUGGAUCACAAUAUGCAGUAUUUUGGCAAUGGUCAGUGCAAGCAACAGCAACAGUAUCAGCAACAGCAGCAGCAACAAUCUAAUGCGUCUCUCAACUCCAUGCUUGUCCAUGAUUUUGCUGGUCCUUUUCCUGCCGAUGCAAAUAAUCUAAUUCAAGUUACAAACUGGCUAAAUGAUGAUACUCUCUAUACUCCAGCCUCUGCUUUCAGUAACAGCAACAAUGGCAGUAUUUCGUUGCAAGAAUUGGUCUCAUGGCCUCCACAUGGACCGUUACUAGUACCCAAGUUUAAUAAUAGCUGUGAUGCCGGAAACAUUAACAUGACGAAUCUCUACAAGGAUUUAAAUCGCUUUACUUUUUGA
Molecule: messenger RNA, 1122 nt
Organism: Mucor velutinosus
Lineage: Eukaryota; Fungi; Mucoromycota; Mucoromycetes; Mucorales; Mucoraceae
Exons: 1
Coding region: 1-1122 (373 amino acids)
Source: RefSeq, a predicted model, not a curated record